This is a messenger RNA of Neodiprion fabricii, 1970 nucleotides long. Its product is annotated as odorant receptor 13a-like. The coding region runs from base 439 to 1671 and encodes 410 amino acids. Gene Ontology annotation, biological process: detection of chemical stimulus involved in sensory perception of smell; sensory perception of smell. The record is from RefSeq and is a predicted model, not a curated record. The transcript has 4 exons. NCBI's taxonomy places the organism in Eukaryota, Metazoa, Arthropoda, Insecta, Hymenoptera, Diprionidae. Gene Ontology annotation, cellular component: plasma membrane. Gene Ontology annotation, molecular function: odorant binding; olfactory receptor activity.
UGAUACUGACAUUAAAUGUGGCUCGAGCAACGGCAUUUACCAGCCUACCUGUGGAUUCCGUAGGUACAAUGUACCCGAUGCCCAAGUUCCAUGCCCCCGAAUCUCUGAAAGCAUGAUCAAGAGUUUCACAAUGCGUCUGACAAUCAGAUGGCACUUGCAGAUAACACCCAAGCGACUGUUACCGUGUAAAAAACCGAUCAGCAAGUCUAAACGCGACGUGUAAACCACCCGAUGCGAUAAUCGCAUCCUAUACGAGAAUUCGCGAUUGGGUAAACGAAGAGGGCGGUUCGGCAGUGAAUAGAGAAUGUGUCGGUAGUCAGGUUGAAAUAUGCAUAUCAGUGACUAUAAAUUGACGGUAUCUGAAUUAACUGGUCAGUUUUCAGAGAAAAGUCUUAAGUCAGAGAAAAUUAAUUGGAGAAAAUUGAAGUUAGAUACAAAAUGACUUUAUCGUUGAACCCUGACAGUAGCAGCGUCACCAUAACGAUGUACAAAUAUAAUUUGUCAUUUCUUGGCGUAUGGCCCUUUCAAAAGAAGGGAAUACGUUACACGAUCCACUUGGGACUCAUCCUUCUUACUCAGGUGACGUUGGCCAUACCAGAGUACAUCGAUUUGGCACUGAACAUUGGAGACGUGGACAAAACGAUCGAGAAUCUCACCUGCCUCGUCACGGUGAACAUGGUGAUCGUCAAGCUGAUCAUUAUGCAUAUUCACAGGGACAGUAUGGUUUCGUGCGUGAAUUUGGUGGUGGCUGAUUGGGACAGGAUUCAAAGCGCCGAGGCUCGCAGGACGAUGAAGAGACACCGAUCUUGGAGCAAGGCUGUCUUUCUCGCCGCGAUGGCCUUGCUGUACGUCAGUUAUGCCUUGUACAUUGUCCUGGCGGUUACCGUGACGGCUACAUCCAACUGCAGUGGAAGUAACGCGAAUGGAUCGUGCAAAAUGCUUCCGAUGCGAGCUAAUUACCUGGUCAACACCGAUUUAUCACCGCUAUACGAAAUCAUUGUAGUCCUGCAGAGUGUCCAGGGAAUGAUCACAUGCACUGCGAACUACGGAGUUGAUACCUUUAUGUUUUUCCUUACGAUGCACGUUUGUGGACAGUUGGAAAUUCUUCAGAUUAAUUUGCGCCGCUUCGUGUCAGCAGAUGCUCCUCGGCCUAACAUUUUAGAUGCAAGAAUUUUUCGAAAGAAGAUACGCAUCUUAAGCAAACGUCACUGCGAACUAGUUGAUUUUUCCUUACAUAUCGAGGAAACUUUAAACGUCAUCAUACUUGGACUAUUACUCUUCAGUUCCGUCCUGAUCUGUCUAAUAGGGUUCCGGUUCAUUUUGAGCGUUGAAAACGGAGAUCUGUUUGGUGCAGGAAAGUACAUGUCGUACCUGACCGCGAUACUGGGGCAGUUGUUCCUCUACUGCUUCGCCGGUGACUACCUUCAGAGUCAGAGUCUCGGCCUGGCUUCCGCAGCCUACGAAACUCACUGGUACAACUUGCCCCCAGAUAUUGCCCGCGACCUUCUCUUCGCGAUGAUUCGCGCCAAGAACCCGUUACGUAUAUCGGCGGGAAAAUUCUUCUUCAUGACACUCGAGAGUUUCAAGGUCAUCUUGAAAACUUCAGCGUCUUACUUGUCCCUCCUCCGCGUUAUCGUGGAGCGAUCUGCUUACAAGCCGAAAUACUUCUGACGCCAGUAUUGCACUUGCAAGAUUGUACUGGGCGAUUGUUUCUUAUUCUCGUAGUCCCGUGAAUUACAGUAAUCUGAACACAGUGUAUUGCAAGUGAUUGUAAUUGAUUAGUGUAGAAGAUAAAACACAAGUACAUUACGUCAGGUUGAUAUUAUUUAAUAAACAUUUCAAAAUCGAGUCAUAGUUAUAGCACCCAAGUGUUUCUCGUCUUAUAAGUUUUGGAAAACUUGUUCCUUCUUGUUUGAUAGUUGUCAAAUAUUUUGUGCAACACUUAAACUGUGGGAAACGUGCCUUUUUUU